Molecule: messenger RNA, 2169 nt
Organism: Psylliodes chrysocephalus
Lineage: Eukaryota; Metazoa; Arthropoda; Insecta; Coleoptera; Chrysomelidae
Source: the annotation of a GenBank genome assembly
AUGUCAAGAAAAAGAGCUCUAACCUCUAAAGAGCUUGAAGACGUAGCUUUGCACAUAAACAAAUAUAAGGACGACUCAGAUUUUGAAGAGCCUUAUCAAGACUCUGGGUCCGAUUAUGAACCAGAAAAUUCAUCUUCCGAAAGUGAUUUGGAAGUACCUGCACGAAAACGCAAAAAGAAUUCUCCAUUACAUAACAGUGAGUUACCCAGUACCUCCAGCAUCGAAAAAUUUGCUGAAGUCGAAAUUCAUAAUAUUAUAAACCUAGAAUCGGAGGUAGUAUCAGAGCUCGAUGUAGAACCACAACCCGAAGUAGAACUAGGACAUGAGACAGAAGCUGAAACUACGUUCACCGUCCAGCAAAUCGAUAGCUUAAUCGCGUAUGACUGUUCGGAUUCACAGACUAAUGUAUCGGUUAUCUCAUUAAAAGACGUUCAACAAUGCCCGUCGCCGGAGUCGGCAUACGUGAGUGCGAAGGUAAACGUUCAAGUCAUACAACGAAAUGAACUAAAAACACAAAAAGUAUGGACUUGUCUAAUUGAAGUUUCGCGAGUAAUGUUCUACUGUGGCAUGCACAGCCACACGUCAAUAGUUAACGGAGGUCUAUCAAACACCAUCCACAAAUUGGGAGCAGAAGAAUGCAAGGCGCUACACCGAUAUCAAGAACUUAAGCUGUUUCACCAAACCAUAAGCAACAUACUAAUGAAUGGUACCACUACAGCGUCAGUAACGAUAGAAGGCAAACUAGAUAAUACAGGGUCAUGUAAAGGCGUAAUGUACCAAGAAAAUGGUAACGUCUGGACAGAUGUGGUCAUAGUCGCAUCAAUCAAAGUCCUCGCCAGGGAUUACUUAGCAGCAGUCAGCCUAGAAGAUAACGAAAUACAUUUACAAGGAGGAAUCACAUGUCCAUUUCUAAUAGGAUAUUGCAUGGAUUCAACAUUAGGAGAAUCAGCCUGGUCAAGUUACGAACCAAUAACUUGCGAAGAUCACCUAAGCCAGUUGUACAAAGGAAAUGCAGAAAUGGUAACAAAUAAAGCCACAAUGGAAGAAGUCAUAGUAGUAGAAGAAGGCACAAAAAUAUUUUCACUAACAAUCCAAAAACGAGCAAUGGUCUGCGGAAUAGAAGUCUGGCAAACAGAACAUCCAAGAAUAAUUAUAAGCAAACAAAACGACGGAAGAGGCUUAAACCCAACAAUGCCAUUGUUACCACAAAAUGUCAACCUCAUGAACUAUGUCAACAGUAAAUUUUUGUACAUAGAACAAGCAUAUAAAAGAGACAUAGAUCGAUUAUAUGUAGAUACAAUACACCGAAGGUGUUUAAUGAGGAGAGAAAUCCUAAAGAAUCGACUACUAAUGGCACCGAUACUACCAAACGCAGUAAGCCAACUGAUGCAACAUGCACCGGGAUACGUUGGAAGAGUACUCGGGGAAGCGCUGUAUAUAUUAAAGUGCACACCCAAGUCAGUAAAUAUAAGAAGAACAAACAAAUGUUACCAUGAGCUACCAAUACUAGUCUCAAACCAGUCUAGAUUUAUGGCACCAUUGACAAGGAUCAUACAAAACCAUGCAGAAGAAGUAGAUUGCAAUCAGUUGAUUCCGCCACUAUAUUUCCUAGAUGACCAAUGGAUAGGAUUAGCACCACAUCCAACAGUUUCGACUCCACCAAAGGAGUUAGCCGUAGAAGCAGAACCUAACCUGGAAUUUUCUCCAAUCCAACCAAUAGGCGCCCAGGGCUUAUACACCCAAAAAGAAAUAACAGAAGCUCAACGAACUUUAACAUUUGGAACUGAACAAAAAGCAGUACAAAAUAUUUUCGCACGUCGAGCGGCAGGAAUGGAAGCAAAUAGUCAAGGAUACUCCCUAUCAAAUAUAUUUGAAGCUGCGGAAAUGAAAAAAUUAGCUGAAUCAACCAUCAAAGAAUUAUGGGGAUGGUUCUCCGAAAUUGGAACAUUUAUGAGUGGUCUCAUAGGAUUCUAUUGUAUAUUCAAAAUAAUACAAUAUACUUUAGGGGUAGUACUAAAUGGCUUGCGCAUCUAUCAAACUUUAGGAUGUGGCAUAGUCAUAUUAGCGAGUGUAUGGAAUACCCUAACGUCUUGGGUCAUACACAGAAAACAGAGAGAAAAGACUCUCAACCCUGAAGAAGUGAAGCUAGAAACAAUAACAACCCCUUGA